Messenger RNA from Odontomachus brunneus, 5387 nucleotides. It is a transcript of the gene Fancm, whose product is annotated as Fanconi anemia group M protein. The transcript is spliced from 14 exons. The coding region runs from base 369 to 4385 and encodes 1338 amino acids. Gene Ontology annotation, biological process: double-strand break repair via synthesis-dependent strand annealing; interstrand cross-link repair; replication fork reversal. Gene Ontology annotation, molecular function: 3'-5' DNA helicase activity; ATP binding; four-way junction DNA binding. NCBI's taxonomy places the organism in Eukaryota, Metazoa, Arthropoda, Insecta, Hymenoptera, Formicidae. The record is from RefSeq and is a predicted model, not a curated record.
UGAUUGACGAUUGAAGAUUGGAACUUGAUCAAUUGGAACAAAACAAGCCAAGGCUGAAGCUUGUUGAUUCGUUAAAAUCUAAUCUUUAAUUGUCAAUCGUCAAUCACCAAUCGCUAGUGUGACUUGGCCUUUACACAACUGUAACAUGGCCUUUAAACGGCAGACUACGUGUGAUCUACGAACUUUAUAAAUUUCGAGAUCUCAUAUGUUACUGAUUGAACUACUUUAUGUGAUUGUAUGUGAUAGAUUAAUAUUUAUUUAAUUAAAUUAUAGUGGUGAUUAUGUUCAGUGCAGUUCGUGCAGUUAUUAUGUUAUCGAUUUGUCAAGUUCGUUGUUGAGGCGCAAAAAUUGAAUAAAGUUUUGCCAGAAUGGAAUUGUCAACGCAAUACAGUUCAGACGAUCCAGAAACCAAAGGAUUUUCUCUGUCAACUGGAAAUACUUGGAUUUACCCGGAAAAUUACCCAGUUCGCGAGUAUCAAUAUAACAUAGUUAAGACAGCUUUAUAUUACAAUACCUUGGUUUGUUUGCCUACUGGUUUAGGAAAGACUUUUAUUGCUGCUGUCGUAAUGUACAAUUUUUGGAGGUGGUUUCCACUUGGAAAAAUUGUGUUCCUUGCACCAACAAAACCUUUGGUUGCUCAACAGAUUGAUGCAUGCUAUGAAGUAAUGGGAAUACCAAGUGUAGAAAUGAUAGAGCUUACAGGUACAGUCAAUCAGAAAAAUCGUGAAAUUGCUUGGUUUAAAAAAAAAAUAAUAUUUGCCACUCCUCAAGUAUUUCAUAAUGAUCUUGAAAGAUCAAUUGUACCUAGCCAUUUAAUCAAAUGCGUUGUUGUGGAUGAGGCUCAUAAAGCCUUAGGCAAACAUUCAUAUUGUGAGUGUGUCAGAAUAUUAUCCACACAAAAUCAAUAUUUUAGGAUAUUGGCACUUUCUGCUACACCUGGAAAUAAAAUAGAUAAUGUUCAUGAGGUAAUACAAAAUUUAUGCAUUUCCCGCUUGGAAUUGAGAGAUGACAACUCAUUGGAUAUAAUACCAUAUAUUAACAAUAGGAAAGUUGAUACUAUUUUGGUACCUCUCAGUAAUGAAUUGGCUCAGUUCAAAGAAAAAUAUAUUAUUAUUAUGGAUCGUCAUGUGAAGUUUCUUAUGCAAUGUAAUAUAUUGCGAGGACAGGCUGCAAACAUAUCGAAAGGAAGGAUAUUUCACUUAUUACAAGAAUUCAAAAAAAAGACAGAUAAAUCAGGAAAUUAUGCACAAAUUAGCAAAACCUUGAGUAUAUUAUUAACCAUGUAUCAUGCAUAUGAACUUAUGAUUAGACAUGGAUUGCGAGCUUUCUGCACCUUUUAUAAGAAUCAUUCUGAUAAAUUCUGGAUGCCUUAUGAAGAUCAAUUGCAAAGAUUACUCCAUGACAUAGAAAUAUAUCUUGGACCAUUUCCAGAAAUUCUUCCUAAUGGAUACGUAUCUGAGAUGCCAACGAAUAUUGUGUUUGGACAUAAUAAAUUUUACAAAUUGAAAGAAUUACUUGAACAUCAUUUCAGGAAGAAUAAUGACGAAAAUGCGAAUACAAGAGCCAUAGUCUUUGUAGAAUAUAGGGAUAUAGUCAAUGAAGUCUACGUUUUGCUUUUGCAAUCAAAACCAUUAAUUAGACCGCAAAUGUUUGUUGGUCAAGCUAGUCAAAAGCAAAAGCAGCAAAUUCAAGCAUUAGAAGAUUUCAGAAACAAUCGCGUGAAUGUGUUGGUUUCGACAAGUAUAGGUGAAGAAGGAUUGGAUGUUGGUGAAGUAGAUCUGAUAAUUUGUUUUGAUGUAUCACAGCAUUCUCCAACAAGGCUAGUUCAAAGAAUGGGCAGAACAGGACGUAAACGCGAUGGUCACAUCAUUAUUCUUGUUACAGAUGGAAAAGAACACGAGAAUCUGAAAUCCACGCUCUCUAGGAGAAACUCCUUGAAUAAUAAGAUAUUAAAUACAAGCAAUAUAUUUUCUUCCCUGUAUCAAAAUAACCCUAGAAUGAUCCCAAAUCAAUUCACUCCAGAAUGUCACAUGAUGUAUAUAAAUGUAUUACCAAAGACACCAAAUGUAAAAGGUAGGAAGAGAAAGAAAAAUAUUAACAAGAAAGAUGAAGCAUCUAGCACAAAACAAAAAGAAAGUUCCUCUAUAUCAGUACCGAAAAAUACGGGGCAAUCGUCGAUGAUGAAAUUUCUUACCAAUGGUAAAUGCAACCAACAAAAUGAAGAUAAUACAUGUAAUGUUCUUACAUUAACAACACAGAGUGGUAACAUACAUAAUACGAUAGAUCCCAAAAACGUCAAACUAUUAUCCGAUGAUAAUGCAGGAAUCGAUUUCCUGACAUUAUGCACAGUCAAAAAAUCAGAGGAAGAAAUGACCUCUGUGCGUAAAAUGGAUACAACUUACAUUCCUGUGGCAAAAUCAGUUAUAGAUCCAUUUAACUUUGUAAUACCUGACAUAAAAGUUCUCGAUUCUGUACCUUUUUUAAUUACGAAUUUAAUUGACUUUCUGGCGACAAAACGUGAAACCUGUAAGAUUGAAAAUACUCAGAAUGAUAACGUUCAUGUUAAUAUCGAUAACGAUUUUUGGUGCACUAUCCGAAAUGAAAGCAAUAUCGAUACCAACGAAGUGAGAUUCGAGGAUAUACUGGAUGAUAGUUCUGACACUAAUAUAACCAUAAUUUCACAUGUGAGUCAAGCAAUUAAUGAAUUUAAAAUAGAUUCAGUUGAUAAGAGUAAAGUUCUUGCAUCUAGUACAAAAGAUAAUAAUGAUAUCAUGACUGAUCAUACAAGAACAGAAUUAUCAGAUAAUAUGCUCAAUGACAUGGAACCCAGUAUAUUUGAAAAUAUAUUAAAUGAUUCAUUUAGCUCAACUGAUGAUGAUUUAGAUGUCAAUGAUACUGCACGACAAAGUAUAGUACCUCCAAAUUCUUCCAAUAUAUUUAGUAAAAAUGCAGCGAAUAUGAAUGUAACAUGUGAAAGCGUUGUUGAUAUCUUCCUGGACGAAACAAACGCUGAUGAAUUUAAUCAAAAUUUAUCAGUAGAACCAGCAAAACCUGUCCAAACAAACAAGUCCGCAGAAAACUGUAUGAACGAAAUACAAGAUUUUUAUUUUAGUGAUGAUGAUAUGACUGAGUUUGCAUGUAAUAAACCUAACGAUAGUAAACAAAUAGAUAAUCCAAAACCAGAAGAGAGCUUCUUGUCCAUAACACAAGCUAUCGAAGAAAUGGCGCGGAUGAAAAAAGAUUUAGAGAAAUCACCGAUACUUUCCGCAAGUAAAAGGGAUAGUAGUCCUGAGUGGAUUUCAACCAACCGCAGAACUGAAGUCGAAAAGAGGAACACAUGUUCGGAAUUAAAAAACAAAUUAUCUGAUGUUAAUUCUACCACGAAGUCAUAUGCCGUGAAACAGCAUUUCGACUUGCAGGACGACUCCGAUGAAGACUUCAUGAUUACACAUGAUAGCGUAAAGAAAUUCGACGAGCUUGAAAGCAGUUAUUUUUGCCAUACGUCGAAAACUUCAAAAGACCAAAGUAAUCAUUUGCGUAAUAUGUCGAAAAGCUCGGUGAAGAACGAUAAUUAUUUUGACGAUACAUCGAAGGUGUUCGCAUCUGGAAGUGGCAACUUGUGCGGCAUGUCAAAAAGGAUAACACCGCUUGGUAUGCCAGUGCCAGUCAGUAAUAGACAUCCCAUGUUAUCUUUGAAAAGGAACAAGGAUCUGCAUUCGAGCAUGAUAGACUUGAGUGCCUUUAGAGCGCCUAGCAAAUGCAUUAAAAGGCAGGAACAGAAUACUUUAGAAUCUGGUGUUAGUACAUCGAAGCAAAUGUCUCACUUAGAGAGAAGCGCCGCACGGAAAAUCAGCAAUCAGCACAAAAGGAAGAAAAAGAGGAAGAAAAAUGCAUAUAUAGACGAUGAAGCACAGGUGAGUUCGAAUGACAGUUCGGAUGAAAGCAGUUUGACUUCCACGACAGAUGAGGAGCUGCACGAUUUCGUGAGUUACACCCAAAAUGUAGAGAAUCAAGUGGACAUGCAGGCGCAUUAUUUGCAAACUACUAAGAGUUUAUUCAAAAGACCCGGUGCGUUCCAUUUCAAGAAGCCGCAGUCGCCGGACCCGGAUAUAGAGAUCUAUUCACAGGCCUUGUCGCAACAGGACUCGUAUCUUUAUGAUUCGUUCUGCGUAAGGGAAGAUGCUGAGACGAGUGUGCUUGCCCAUGAGGAUUCGAUAUUGGAAAUAGCCGAGAGGGAAUUGGAACGCAAUAAGCGCAAGCGUCUCCAUUGGGAUAAAACUAGUGCAAAGCAGAUUAGCAAGAGGAAAAAUAUAAACGUCUUGAACAAGUCUGUGAGCAGUGAGGACGAGAUUGAACAGCUACGUAUACAAGUGCAAGAAGAUUGAUUUGGUAUUAUUGUGAAUUAAUAAAAUUAAAUUGAACUCUGCUUUACAAUAAUGACUAUAGUAAGAAAUUUAAUUUCACAUACAAAGAGUAUGUAUAUAUUGUGUGAGAAUUCAUUCGUAUAUAUUUUUUAUACAAUAAUAUUUUUGUAAAAUAAAAUCGUGAACAGUUCUAUUUUUAAUAAGGACUUAUGGAAGUAUUACUUAUACUUUACAAUGGUGAUCUUUGUAAAUUCCUAAUAAACAUCAAUUAACAUUAUAUCAAUGUCAUAAUUUCCUACUCUAUAAUGCAAUUGUUACAUUAUAAUUACCUUUAUUUGUUAACUGCGAUCAAUGUUAUAAUCGUAAUAUCUUCAUUGAUAAUGAGUUAGACUUUAAUAAGUUACUCGAGAUAUAAUGUUAUAAUAUGAAAAUUAUAAAAAUUUUGUCAAUUUAUCGAGUUAUAUAUCAUUACAUCUAGAUAGAAUAAAAAACUUUUUUUCUUCUAAAAAGAAAGUCAUGUUCGUCCGAAAAUUGAAUAGAUACCAAUACCUGUUUGAAAAGUUCUCGUAUCCAUUUGUUAGAGAUAAAAUGUAUUAAAAUAAUCUCUUGCAGAUAGAGAAAAGGACAAAAGGGUAUAGAAAGUAGAAGAUAAAAAUGGUCGAUCCAACCCUUGUAUAGUUACGUAUACUAGUAUAAGUUAGUAAAGCUAUAUAUAGGGUGAGGAUGACAUUUUCUUUCAGUCUGGUACUGUCUAGCUGAGCGAAGAAAUUCAUCCGAAACUCAGCUCCAAUUUCAGGAACAGGAAUUCUCGCCCGAAAAAACGGCACAUUGUGUGUAAACAGCGUGUGCACGAAGUUUUACGAACAACCGUCAGCAAUAAUCAAGGAGAACAACUCGCUGUACAUUUGUCUCUUUUCCAAACGAGUCACACGUUCUCGAGAGAUCUCGCAAUACGAAACUUGUCUUAUAAAGUAAGGAAAAAUGUUUCGCAUUGGAUUCGUUUUGUUCACAAUUAUUACUGCU